Linum trigynum is the source of this 16121-nucleotide messenger RNA. The record is from the annotation of a GenBank genome assembly. NCBI's taxonomy places the organism in Eukaryota, Viridiplantae, Streptophyta, Magnoliopsida, Malpighiales, Linaceae.
UUUUGGGGCAACGGUUCCCAAUCACUUCACAAACUGAAGAGAAGCACGUUGUUGUUUUUGCAACUGGCAGAGACGGGAAAGCAACAUAGAUCAAGCAAGCUAAGGAAGCGUCGGUUUCCACAGAAAGGGAUGGCGUGGGGGAGCAAGGGAGCGGCGUUUGCCAUGUGCAGCAGAAGCAUUUGUUAGCCUGUUCCAUUAAUUUCUCAACCCAUUUCGCCAUCUUAUAUGUGACCGUUUUCUUUUGUCAUUUUGCUUGCUUUAAACCUCCAUUUGCAGGGAGAGGCUGCAUCUGAUGGACGUUGAUAAUCGGCUUUAACAUAUUGAAUUCUUGGACUUUAUGUGAUUAUCCAUGAUAUGUUUAAGUCGAUUGGUGUUAUUUUAGGGCUCGCUAACCCGAAAAUGGUUGAAAAACCACUACUGCCUAGUGCCAUGAGUUUGAUGUAUUACAGGUGAAGAAAGCACAAAAAAAUGAGAAAUUGUACGGGCAAACAAUCGGGCUCGAAUCAUUGGUGGAAUAACAAUUGGACCUAUGAGGAGCUUAGUGCGUUGAAACUUCUGGACCGGGACGAAAUUAAUGAGACUGAGAAGUUUAAUUAAAGGUGGACUUAAAGCCCACAAAAACUUGAUUUUGUAGGCGAGAAGUCUUGGGUGGAAUUAAUGGGCGGAACAGCAGGUGGGCAUUUGAUUUUUGGCCCAGGUCCGUGGCAAUUGAGAGGACGGAAUCAAUUUGGAGAAAAGCGAAGGCAAUAAAAGGCUGAAGGUCUCUGGUGGCGGAAAUUUGAGGAGAAGAGAAAGGCAGUGGGCAGCGAGCAGCGAGCAGCGAGAACAGGCAAAAAGCGACGAGCAGCAGCAGGCGAUUGAGAAUUUCGAUCGACUUCUUCAAGGCUUGAGCUGAUUUCAACGAGAGCGAUUAAUUGGUUGGAUUCUCUGAACCAAUUUAGUUGUUUUUUUUGUUGAUUUAGAACAUGAUGAACAAAACCCUAUCGAUUUAUCUUAAUUUCGUCAUGAACUAAACCCCAAUUUCUGGGGGAAACACCAUAGGAUGUAGCUAUUUCUUGAUUUGAUGGAUUGAUUCAUGAUUCUUUUCUUCCAAUCUCUAUUGCAUGAAAUUUCUUAAUGCUUUGUGUUGACUGGCCACCAAUACAACGAUUUGUAGUUAAUUAGGUUAUUAGCGACAGUGAAAUCCUAUUAACCGAGCCUAUUUCAUGUGACAUAGUAACUUAUCGAAGCGACAGUGGAUUAAAUAAGGUGCUAUGCUGUCUUAAAUAGGAUAUCGAUCUUCAGGCUAUAUAGUUAAUUCAUUGAGCUACGACAGUAGGAUUUGAAUUAAUUGUUUAGUACGUAGUAAUUCCCGACAGGGAUAGCUAGCACAUUCGUGAUAUCCUGGCUGUAGAGAUAUGGAUUAAAUUGAUUGGAAUAUGUGAAUUAAUCUGGAUAGGAUAGGUAGUGAAUCCCGGUGUUUCUCCCAGAGCUUUCUCCCAUUGAUUUAAACCCGACACUUUAAUUUGCUUGUUUAGUUAAUUUUGCUAGUAGUUAAUAAUCUCAUUAAAUCAUUUUCACCUAUAGUUUGCUCUAUUAAAUCGGUAAAUCUUAAGGUUGUACCAGUCCCUGAGAGACGAUACCCGGACUUUCCGGUUUACUACAAGAUAGGAAUUGAAGCUAUACGCUUUUGCCCUAUCAAGUUUUUGGCGCCGUUGCCGGGGACUGCCAUACCUUAUUUUUGUUGAUUUUUGUGAGUGAACUAUUUUGAUCUGGGUGUUAGUGUGCAGAAGAAUUUUUCAGGUGUAUCCUCCUCGUGCAUGCCAAGGAGGACGACUGGCAAUUUACUGCCACUUGAUCCCGAGAUCGAGAGGACCUGCCGACAGAACAGGAAGCAGGUCAAGUUAGGGAAGCAGCCUACCACAUCCACAACUCCUAGGCCUUCCCUAACUCAGAAUCGUCAACCGAGAAGGCAGGUGACGCCACCUGUCAUCCCUACACCACCGCCGCGUGUCAUCGAGCCUGUCAUCAUGGCAGAACAGGAUCGGUCGAUCAGGGCUCGUCUGAAUCGGAGGACUGGAGCCCGAGCUUCAUGUGUUGUCAUUCCGGCUGGGGAUGCAAACAUGGAGAUUGCCCCAGCCUUCAUCAAUAUGAUCACUAAUGGGUACACCUUCUCAGGGGCCAGCACCGAGGAUCCUCAUGAGCAUCUUCGCCGGUUCGCGAGCAUUUGUGAUACUAUGAAGAGCCCGAACGUGUCUGAUGAUACAAUCCGUCUUCGGAUGUUCUCAUUUUCUCUGCUAGGGAAUGCAUCACACUGGUUCCAAAACUUAACACCCCGUUCCAUCACGACAUGGGGUCAGCUUGAGAAGGUAUUUCUGGAUAAAUACUUCCCACCUGCCUUGGCAAUGAAGAGGCAAGAAGAGAUUGUUACUUUUAAGCAGACUGAUGAUGAGAGUCUGACUGAGGCAUGGGAGCGCUACAAGGGGCUGUUGAUGAGAUGCCCAAGCCAUGGUCUUGAAGAUUGGAACGUGAUCAUUAUUUUCUUCAAUGGAAUCAGAAGGGAGUUUCGAGAUGCCCUGAAUAAUGCUUCUCGAAAUGGUUUCACAAGCAUGGAGGCACCAGCAGCAUAUGAUCUGGUAGAGAAGAUCUGUUCAGAAGCCACUGAAUGGGGUAGUGAGACCAGUAUUCGAAGGAGAGGAGGCUUGCAUGAGAUAAACAGAGUUGCGAGUCUAGAAGCCAAGAUAGAUGCUAAACUGGAUUCCAAGUUUGAUGCACUCGAACGAAGGUUGGCCAAGAUUGCUCUGGGUAGACAAGAGGAGGUUGUUUCAUGUGAACUUUGCGAGGGUCCUCAUCACAGGGAUAUGUGUCCACUGAGAGCUGCUCAGCUGGAAGAUGUCCAAUACAUCAAUAAUCCGCGAAGUCAAGGCCAGGGUGGUAUGUAUUCAAAUACAUAUAACCCUCAAUGGAGACAUCACCCCAACAUGUCAUGGUCAAAUAAUAAUCCAGCUGGUGUUCGAAACAUCCCACCUCCCGGUUUUCAACAGCAGCAGCCUCAACCAGAGAAGAAGCCCCAGCUGGAGGAGUUGAUUUUGGCUCAUAUGCAGAAAACAGACAAUAAUUUCAAGGGUCUGGAUCAAUUUGUCACUCAACAGCUAGCCAUCAACAAUAAUUUACAAUCUUCUAUGCUAGCUAUGGAAAGGCAAAUAGGCCAGAUGGCUCAAACUUUGGCAGAUAUGCAAGGCAGGAUUCCUGGGACAUUACCAGCAAAUACUGAGAGGAAUCCGAAGGAUGCCAUGGUUGUAGCAGUGACAUUGAGGAGUGGAAAGGCCUUGGAAGACCCUAGCAGCUCAAAAAAUGCACCAGAGGCAGAAGAGGAAGCACCGGGAGAAAGAUCUUGUGCAGAAAAUGAAGAAUCAGCCUUGCACAGGCAAAAUGAAAGCGGUUUGCCUGUGCAAAAGCAUGCUGCCCGUGUACCUCAAAAAGUGGAAAAAUUGAAGAAUGAAGAGGUAAAGCCUUAUGAACUUCCCGCCCCAUUCCCUCAAAGGUUAAUGAAGCCCAUGGAAGACCCAAACUUCAAGAAAUUUGUGAAUAUCUUCAAGCAACUUCAGAUUAACAUACCCUUGGCGGAGGCACUUGAACAGAUGCCUACAUAUGCUAAAUUCUUAAGGGAGUUGUUGACAAAGAAGUGGAAAUGGGCUGAUCUAGAGAAGGUAACCCUUACUUCUGAAUGUAGUGCUGUGAUUCAGAAUAAAUUACCAGAAAAGAGGGAUGAUCCGGGAAGCUUCACCAUUCCAUGUGUCAUUGGAGGUACAGAAUUCAAUAAAUCACUUUGUGAUCUUGGAGCAGGAAUUAAUUUGAUGCCAUACUCAGUCUACAAGAAAUUGGGAUUGGGAGAUGUUCUAAAGCCUACUCGGAUCACUCUCCAAUUGCCUGAUCGAUCAGUGAAAAUUCCAAAAGGAGUGGUGGAGAAUGUAUUGGUGAAGGUGGGAAAGUUUAUUCUCCCAACAGAUUUUGUAAUCCUGGAGAUGGAAGAUGAUCGGGGAGUGCCUCUAAUCCUCGGCAGACCUUUUCUAGCAACCGGUGAUGCACUCAUCGAUGUUGGGAGAGGCAAGUUGACAUUCCGAGUAGGUAAGGAGGAGGAAAUUUUUAAUGUCUUUCAAGUUGACCAUAAUCAUGAUGAAUUUGAAAGUGAAGCUCGAGAAAGGAAAAAUCCCUCUUCCUGUGAUAGUGGACCAUCCGAAGAACUAUCACCUAUCCUAUCUGCUCAGAUUCUGAAAUCAAAGCAAGGGCAGAAAUCCUUGCCAGGUCACCUCAAGUAUAGAUAUUUGGGUAAGGAUUUCAAUAUUCCUGUUAUUAUUCCUUCUUCACUGACAUUGAAACAGGAAGAGUACCUGCUUGAGGCGCUGCAGUACCACCUACGCCUCACUAAAGGGUCUAACAUGCCAGCUAAGAAGGUCAUACCCAAUUUUCGCACACCUGGCCCUGCAGAGGUGACUCAUAUGCUGGAUGGAGGUUAUGCGUUCUAUCAUUGCUCGGGAGGGUACGCUGGAUACCUUUCCAUACCCAUUGGUUGAAAGCUCCAUAAACGUCAGGCUGAGGACGUUAAACAAGCGCUUCUUGGGAGGCAACCCAAUGUAAGUUUUCUUUUCUUUAUUUUUUAUUUUUAGUUGUGUCAAACCCGUGCAUGUUUAGAUUAGGAGUUGAACAUUAGGGACAAUGUUCCAUCCUGAGUGUGGGGUGGCGAGUCUUAGUGUUUGUUUGUUCCUUUUGUCAUGUGGUCGGUAAAAAAAAAAACAAAAAAAAAAUUGCCAUUAGGUUGAGCACAGCCAAACUGCAUGCAGUUUGCCUGUGUAAAAAGCAGUCUGCCUGUGUAAAAAGCAUGCUGCCUGUGCAAAGCUAAUGGCUAAAAAACACCUAAAAAUCAGAAAAAUCAAAAACAAAACCUUGUACUCUUGUGGUAACAUGAUGUAAAUGACCGUGAUGCCUUGAAAAUGAGUUUGUGCUUGAAGGAAAUCAUCAAAAUCACCCCACUAGUGUUGAAUUGCAUGGUUCUUCACAAUGAGCUUAAAUGUUUUGACUGACUUGAUAUGCUUGGAAUGAGCAACUCUUUUAGCAACAUUCUCUUUUGGGAGGAUAGUGUAAUGACUUUUGGUGAAGUAGUUAGGUGGAGAACAUUGACCAUUCGAUAUGUUUGGAUACCGUGCUUACUUGCAUCAAUUGUGAGCUUUUGAUUUUGCAAUGAGUCUCUCUGUUUUGAAUGUUUUAUGAUGGGGUGAACUGUAUCUUUAUAAAAUGAGAAAACACUACCUGACAAGUAAAAUAUAAGAAAGUUGCCAUAACAAUUAAAAUGUGGGUAAAAAUGCCAAAAUCGUGUGAGGCAAUCACUCAUUGCACAUGGGGAUGAGGAAAGAUUCAAUUGAGAAUCGGUUCGCGACCGUACGAUGUUGCUUAUCAAGUACGAUCCCCAGUAGAGUGAAGUGCCAUUAGAGUGUGAAAUGACCCUCCACACGGACCGAGGAUAAGGAGUUAAAAGAAGCCCUUAUGCGAGUGCUAAGAAGCAGAAAUUGCUCUUGCUCGGUCACAGGUAGUAAGAAACAAAUCCCACUUGUACUAAAUACGACUUCUCGGCAAGCAAAAGCAGAAAGAGAGAAAGCCUCUCCUUGUCAUAAAAGGUAGUGAUGUGCUUAAAAUUAAAAUCAUGUUUGCGAAAGGCGUCCCCCGUUAGUUUUUGAGACUCAUGCUUAAUUAAUUGUUUAUGAUUGGUGUGAGUAAGCCAGACUGUCCUCACGAGAUAUGCACCUCACUGAUGUGGUUAGAUUCUCCUAAUAACUGUUGCACCAUAAGUUGUUAAUCACCCGCUACUGACGACCUGAAUUGAGUGUUGCUAUUUGAGUUUUUGAUGGAUUUGAGUUAGUCAAUGGUAAUGGUUGCAAAGAACUUGAGUGUGGGGUGAUAGGUAUGACCAUCAAAGCACAACUUGUCCGUUGAGAAAGAAACUACUGAUUACAACAAGAGUACAAGGAAAUUUUGUGUUUUGUUUUGAGUGUUUGAGUGUUGAGUCUGUGGUGUGUCAUUGUUUUGGAUGGUUUUGUGUUUGUGUUGUUUGAGUCGUUGCUUAGGGACAAGCAACAAUUGAGUGUGGGGUUGUGAUAAUCGGCUUUAACAUAUUGAAUUCUUGGACUUUAUGUGAUUAUCCAUGAUAUGUUUAAGUCGAUUGGUGUUAUUUUAGGGCUCGCUAACCCGAAAAUGGUUGAAAAACCACUACUGCCUAGUGCCAUGAGUUUGAUGUAUUACAGGUGAAGAAAGCACAAAAAAUGAGAAAUUGUACGGGCAAACAAUCGGGCUCGAAUCAUUGGUGGAAUAACAAUUGGACCUAUGAGGAGCUUAGUGCGUUGAAACUUCUGGACCGGGACGAAAUUAAUGAGACUGAGAAGUUUAAUUAAAGGUGGACUUAAAGCCCACAAAAACUUGAUUUUGUAGGCGAGAAGUCUUGGGUGGAAUUAAUGGGCGGAACAGCAGGUGGGCAUUUGAUUUUUGGCCCAGGUCCGUGGCAAUUGAGAGGACGGAAUCAAUUUGGAGAAAAGCGAAGGCAAUAAAAGGCUGAAGGUCUCUGGUGGCGGAAAUUUGAGGAGAAGAGAAAGGCAGUGGGCAGCGAGCAGCGAGCAGCGAGAACAGGCAAAAAGCGACGAGCAGCAGCAGGCGAUUGAGAAUUUCGAUCGACUUCUUCAAGGCUUGAGCUGAUUUCAACGAGAGCGAUUAAUUGGUUGGAUUCUCUGAACCAAUUUAGUUGUUUUUUUUGUUGAUUUAGAACAUGAUGAACAAAACCCUAUCGAUUUAUCUUAAUUUCGUCAUGAACUAAACCCCAAUUUCUGGGGGAAACACCAUAGGAUGUAGCUAUUUCUUGAUUUGAUGGAUUGAUUCAUGAUUCUUUUCUUCCAAUCUCUAUUGCAUGAAAUUUCUUAAUGCUUUGUGUUGACUGGCCACCAAUACAACGAUUUGUAGUUAAUUAGGUUAUUAGCGACAGUGAAAUCCUAUUAACCGAGCCUAUUUCAUGUGACAUAGUAACUUAUCGAAGCGACAGUGGAUUAAAUAAGGUGCUAUGCGGUCUUAAAUAGGAUAUCGAUCUUCAGGCUAUAUAGUUAAUUCAUUGAGCUACGACAGUAGGAUUUGAAUUAAUUGUUUAGUACGUAGUAAUUCCCGACAGGGAUAGCUAGCACAUUCGUGAUAUCCUGGCUGUAGAGAUAUGGAUUAAAUUGAUUGGAAUAUGUGAAUUAAUCUGGAUAGGAUAGGUAGUGAAUCCCGGUGUUUCUCCCAGAGCUUUCUCCCAUUGAUUUAAACCCGACACUUUAAUUUGCUUGUUUAGUUAAUUUUGCUAGUAGUUAAUAAUCUCAUUAAAUCAUUUUCACCUAUAAUUUGCUCUAUUAAAUCGGUAAAUCUUAAGGUUGUACCAGUCCCUGAGAGACGAUACCCGGACUUUCCGGUUUACUACAAGAUAGGAAUUGAAGCUAUACGCUUUUGCCCUAUCAGACGUCGUUUUCUCGUCCAGUGUCAAGUGGUCACACGAUAGAUAAGUUGCCCACCCUGACUACUAUGAAUCUGGCUCACACACUAGCUGUCUCGAUGUGUGUAAUCAGUCGGAAUGCUAAUCCGAUCCAUGAGUCGGGAAUCAGAUAUGUAGUGAGAGAUGAAACUUUAAUUUCAUUCGUCCUACUCGAUUUGUUUGAUUUGUUUUGUGAGUGUAUAUUCGUCCCGUAGGAAGGGCGAGACAAAUGUGUGUACUCUUCUCAAUAUGAUCUAUCCUUCUUCUUUUUAUUUGUUUUGUCUAGAUUAUAUAUAAUUUUACUUAAAUUAAUUAGAGUUUUAAGUUAAAUAAAAAUCUCAAUUUCUAGAAUAAUCUAACUACAUUUAUCAUGUCAUAGUUUGCAUGCAUAGCAUAGCAUAUUGAUUGACAUGUCCCGAUCCAGCGGCGGAUCCAAGAUAGGAUAGAGUAAUGGGCCACAUUUGAAAAGAGAUGGAGAGUACUGGGUUCAGUCGCGGACCCAGGAAUUUUACAUAAGAGUGUCCUCUUUCAAAAAAUAAAGUAAAAUAAAAAUUAAAUAAUUAAUAAUUAAUAAAAAUUAUAUUCUUCUUUAGUAAGAAAAUACCCAACUCGUACAAGUUAAAAAAAGUUAAUGAUGUAUUUUCAUAUUCUAAAAAAAUUAUAAAAAAUACUUGGUGUCUACACUGGUCAAUAAAUUUGUCUCGGUAUAUCCUACUAGACAAUCAUUCACGAACUUACGCAUAUUUGACUUCUAAAUUUGUUCAUGAUGUAACUCAAAGCUGAAAAAACACUUUCAACACUUGUCGUACAACCAUAAAAUCAAUACAAAUUAAGGGUAGUUUGUAAUUAGAUUAAUUGUUAGGUUUUGAAAAUAAUUAAAGAUAGAGAAUAGGGUUUUGCCAAUGGGAAAGGUUGUAGCCUAAUGGAAAUUAUAUUUAUCAGUAAUAGUAGUGUCCCGGGUUUGAAUUACCCAAACUACCACUUAUAUUCUCAUACGCAAACUACGAACGAGAGUAGUAUAAUCGUUUAAAAAUUUUAGGGUGUCCCAGACUAUUAGUUAUAAUUUUUUUCGUCUACACGUAAAUUACCACCGGGGGUUGGAUAAUCGAUCUUCCAAAAUUUAGGGGUGUCCCAGGACACCCCUAAAUGCCCCCUAGGUCCGCCCCUGACUGGGUUGUAACCCGACGAGCACUGAAACGAAUACCUAAAAUUGAAAAUUUACGGUUAUAAUUUUUUUUUACACGUGCUAUACUAGCUCCGGAUCGAGAAAACGGCUAGACAGUGGCCCGGGGCGCCGCCCUGAAUCCGCCACUGCCCUAGAUGUAUUUGGUUGGAAUGCAUUGUAUUAGUCAUUUUCUUGUGCUUGGCGUGCAACCUAACUGCUGAUCGAUGGAUAAGUAGCCGGUAUAAAGUGUAUAACAUGGUGUUUACGUCUAUCUCAUCCAACCAGAAAGUAAAGAUUCAACAUGCACUAACAACACCUAACCUAUCCUCCCACUGUAAGCCAAUGGAGUGACCUGGUCUUUAUUCUUUUGUUGGAGAAGGGAGGGGUGGAGAGGGCACUAGGGUUGGCUAUACGGUCCGGUCCGGUUAAAUUGGACCAAAUUGAUUCGGUGUCAGUCCGGUUUUUCGGGAAUAUAAGGACCAAAGAUUUGAUUGGAUACCGUCCGGUCUUGAUUCGGUUCGGUCCCAAUUUUAUCUUGAUUUUAGGUGUUGGGGUCUCUUAUCCGGUCUUUAUCCGAUUUUUUAUCUCAAAUUUAAGCCCGAAUAUGAAAUUGCAUUGUUUGCUACCCGUUCCCAAUCCGGAUUACACGAUCCGGUUUCAGGUAAAACCAAACAGUCCGAAACCAAAUAGCCAGCCCUAGUGGGCACGGCACAAUAUGCAAGUUGGCCGAAUCUUGUAAUGACGUGCGGCGUAUCUCAUCCCGAUCGACACUGGCCGGGAAUAAAAACUUGCGCGGUGAGCAGUCAGUUCAGUACUGAAAAUAAAUACUGAUCUGAUCAGCCAAAUCGAAUAUCGUUUGACGUAUUGAACUACUGAAGGGGAAAAGGUCAAUCAUCGGAUCCCAUUUUCCAGCCAUGUUCUGGCGCAUGGAGGUGAAGUACUAAAAUAAAAUGUAUAUAGCACAGGUGGCUAGAAGAAAUGUAUAUAAAACUAGUGUUGUAUCCGGCCCGUAGGCCGGUUUGUGGUCAUUUGAGUAUUUUUUUUAGUUAAACGUAGGUGGUUCGAUUUAGUAUUGUGCACUAGUGGUACAAAAGAGUACUUUGAUAGUUUAUGUUUUUUUACUUUUUAGUGCCCGUUAACUUUAUAAUUUUAUUGAAUUUGUAUUUCAUUUUAUACUUAACUAUAAGAAGUUUAAGUUAGACAACAAAUGAAAUGAAAAACUAUCUGGAAUCUAUAUUCAUGCCUUGAGAUAUUAAACAUAACUGAAUAAAAAAAAUCAACAAAAUUUUUUAUCUUUGUUAUAUGUGAAUAAUGAAGUUUUGAAAAUUUUAUUACUAUUUUAAUUUAAAUAUAGUUGAUUGUCAUCUAUUGAAAUAAAAAUUAAAUAAUGUACAUAAUAUUACUAUAGAUGUAUUACAUUUAAAUAGUUUAAAGAUACAAAAAUUCGAGGAGAAAAAAAUGUGAUAUGGAAAUAGAUUAUUUGGACAAUUAUGUAAAGCAAAUAAAAAAAUAUUAGUAUAGAUGUAUUAAAUUUAUAUUUUUGAAAGAGACAAAAAUGAAAAAUAUUAGCAAAAGAAUAUUUUGACUUGAAAUGGCCCUUUUAAGUUAUUCAAUCAUUUGAACUUUAGGUAUCAUAAUUAAAACUUAACCUUUAACAAUAUGCUCAUAUUUUUAAAUAUUUUAUUGACUAUGUCCUAUAUUUUCAAAAGCGGAGCGAUUGUCGGAUGAAAAAUUUCAAUGACUCAUGAUUAAUGGUUUAUCAUUAUACAACUAUUUUUUAAUCGUUAAUGGAACUAUUCAGAUGUAAAUAACAACUUAGUUAGGUUGAAGAAUCAUUUAAGUUAUUCCAUUGGACCAUAUUUUACGUUUAAUAAUUUUCUAAUAAAAACUAUCUUGACUUUAAGCAAUUACAUAGAGUAAAAAAAUUGAUUUUUUUUUUGUUUGAUCUAAUUUGACACAAAUAUCGAGUCGGUACGAUAUGGAUCGAAUUAUUGUUUAACCUACGACUAAACAUACGAUCUUACCUUUCAAAAUUUAAUGUAAAAAUUAGACAUGCUAAUUUGAAAAUUAAAAGAAUUUAAAACAAUAUAAAUUGAUUGUAUUUUGCCAAGAUUUCCCGUCUUUCUUCCUCUUCAUGUUUGCCGAAAUCACUGUGAAAUUAAGAUUCUAAACUUUUGAAGGUUGAUGCUUGGUUUAUCUGUUUAACGUAAAACCCUAAUGCGGAAAAACCUAUUCCGAAGGAACCUCUUCCCAAACAUCCACGCCACAACGAUAUAUCAUCUUUAUCAUCUCAAAAUCCAAUUCGCAAGCAUUAUCUCAUUUAGGAGUUAAACAACUUUAGAUAGUCUCUGUUUUUUCCUUAACCACGCAAAAUAAAUCUACACAGAGCAAAAUUCAAAUAAUUAUUAUGUAGCAUUUACCUUAAAACAAAUCUUCUUUUUCCUUAAUCCUAAGCGCAUUUACUAAAAAGAAAACCAAAAGUCCAAUAAUAAUGAGUGACCCUUGAGUGUUUGAAAAAUUGUCAAAGUUGCCCUUCCACCAAAUAAGGAGAACCAAUCAAAGUGUAAGGUGGCAACAAUGACAUAGAGUGAAGUGCAUAAUAUAUUGUGUAGAUAAUAAAAACUAUCUUGACUUUAAGCAAUUACAUAGAGUAAAAAAAUUGAUUUUUUUUUUGUUUGAUCUAAUUUGACACAAAUAUCGAGUCGGUACGAUAUGGAUCGAAUUAUUGUUUAACCUACGACUAAACAUGCGAUCUUACCUUUCAAAAUUUAAUGUAAAAAUUAGACAUGCUAAUUUGAAAAUUAAAAGAAUUUAAAACAAUAUAAAUUGAUUGUAUUUUGCCAAGAUUUCCCGUCUUUCUUCCUUUUCAUGUUUGCCGAAAUCACUGUGAAAUUAAGAUUCUAAAACUUUUGAAGGUUGAUGCUUGGUUUAUCUGUUUAACGUAAAACCCUAAUGCGGAAAAACCUAUUCCGAAGGAACCUCUUCCCAAACAUCCACGCCACAACGAUAUAUCAUCUUUAUCAUCUCAAAAUCCAAUUCGCAAGCAUUAUCUCAUUUAGGAGUUAAACAACUUUAGAUAGCCUCUGUUUUUUCCUUAACCACGCAAAAUAAAUCUACACAGAGCAAAAUUCAAAUAAUUAUUAUGUAGCAUUUACCUUAAAACAAAUCUUCUUUUUCCUUAAUCCUAAGCGCAUUUACUAAAAAGAAAACCAAAAGUCCAAUAAUAAUGAGUGACCCUUGAGUGUUUGAAAAAUUGUCAAAGUUGCCCUUCCACCAAAUAAGGAGAACCAAUCAAAGUUCAAGGUGGCAACAAUGACAUAGAGUGAAGUGCAUAAUAUAUUGUGUAGAUAGAUGUAGAUAAGGUUGAGGGUAUUAAUGACUCAUUGGUUAAGUUUGGGAUUGAUUGUUGAACUUCUACAAAUAUAUUAUAGCAGAGUUGGGGACGGUUUUUCAGCAUUUUCGAAUUUUUUGCAACGAUAGCGAAAGUAAGAAAUGUAAUUGUGUCUUCACAAUCAUUAUUUAUUUUUCAUACAUAAAAAAACAUAAUCUCGGGAUUCAAAUUAUGGGUUUUUCAAACGAAGACAACAACCAUUACCAGUUACAUUAAAGAAAUAUUUUGUAUUGUUUUAAAUACAAAAUCUGAAAACCUAAAAUCUAAAAAUUGUAUGACUUUUUCACUAUUGUUAGUUUGCCCACUAACUCUCACAAAAUACUUUCUUUGUUUUUUGAUAUUUUAAUUUUUGUUAUUUUAAUUUGAGUUUAAUAGUAAAUUUAAUUUAUGUCCUCUUAUAAUUGGAGAAUAAUUUUAACAUUGCAACCCAAAUAUCAUUGAUUCGAAUAUUGCAUAUUGAAUGUGUAGAAAUGUAGAAUUUUAAAAUUGGUAUUAAUUUUUAUAACUAUUAAUGCAACGAUAUUGUUAUGCAAACUGUAAGUGACCAAUUUAUUGUAAGUUUUGGUUUGGUUAAUCAUUAAAUGCUAAAUUUCUUGAUAAUAUGGCCUGAUUGAAAAAUGGGUCAGUUUAAAAGAACACAAUUUAUGAAUACCAAUUUUUAUAGAUGAUUUCAAUAAGGUAAUUGACUAGAUGUAUCAUUUAUAAUUACUUAGUUUAAUAUGAAAUAACGCAGUACAAGACAAAUCAUGAAAGUCGGGUAGGAGUUUUCAUGGACGCGUUGACGGGGUCAUGUGCAUUAGCAAGGUAGGUACCACAAGAUAUAUUUUAUUUUUUUGUUGAGUGAAUAAGAUUGUCCUUCAACUAAAUAUAGAGUAUCUUGGUUGAUAAUUAAUUUUUUCAUUGCAUAGAGUACGGAUGGAAAAUGUUAUUUUCUUACUAAUUUUGUUAUUGUAUUGUGCAGAAUACUUUAAGGUUUAGAUAUUGCUAUAUAUGUAUUGUUUCUCAAGCAAAAUAAAUAAAUAUUGACUAAAGGUUAUCAUUAUGGGUUUCCUAUUUAUGCUAUGCUUUUUCAGACAAACUCUAUUUUUGUUAUGUCAAUUUUUUUUCCAACCAUAGACAACUAAGUAUUUACAUCAUUAAAUAGACAAGUUAUGAAUAGUUAUUCACAAGUGUUAUAACCAAGGUGUGUGGCACCUCUAUCAGGCGACUGGUUGGACUAUGUCCGACCAAAGUCCCGCUCCAAAACAAGGCUCUACAAAAUCAAGGGUUUGAUCGUUAGAGAGGGAGAAGAAGAGAGAGGCAAGGGGGAGGGGGGGGGGGGGGGGAGAUGCAAGGAGAUGGUGGAUGUAUAUUGAGAUAGAUAUGUUUUUUCUAUGAAAUUUGAAUAUUUGAGUUUUUAAUAGAUAUAAGUUAGUGCAUUCUAUUUCAAUCACUAAAUUUCUAUCUAUUGUGUAAAUAUAUUUAGAAAAGGUGUAAAACAACUCAAAUGAAUUGGACCUCAAUCAAACCAUUAAACUUCAAACCACUUGCUUGACCGACUCAACGACUUAACCCGGUUUGACAACUUUGGUUAUGACCAUUAAGAUUAUAAUGUUCACCAUAGAUGAAAAGUUAUAAGAAUUUCGGAAAUGAAAAAAUAAUUUUGAUGUCACCUUGAUGUCAUACGAAAUUUAGCAUUUCUAUUAAUUUAAAAAAUUUAAAUACACAUCAUAAAAAUAUUGUGUUCAAAUGAAAUUCGAACCAACGGGCCGGACAACAAGCUAGUUUUGAUAAUGAAAUUCAGUUUAGACUAAUGGGAGUGGGAGCUUCUUCUUUCGGGACAAGCAAGGCAGGUUUUUUUAUAAGGGUGAUAUAGGUUUUUGUCUUUUUAAGAUUAAAGUACUACUCAAGGGAUUUGAAGCUGUGACCUCCAAGUUCUAGGCUAGUAGUAUUACCACUAGGCCAAGCCUUGUUCGUAAGGUCGGUUUCUUCGUAGGCGUUUCCUCCAAGAGAUGCAAACAAAGUUGCACACCAUUUGGCCCAUAUCUACUUGGGCUAGGCCCAAAUUCUGUUAUGGUUUGUACAGUCCCUCGUGUUGCUUUAGUUGAUAUUUGUGUCGAAUGUAGUAAUGGCAAUGGGGCGGGGCGGGGCGGUUACCUCAAUAUUCAUGUCUCGCCUUAUGCUAUUACAAGUCGGGCGGGUAAAAUCCGUGCAGAUAUGGGACAGGGCGGAUCUACCCACUCUUACAUGUUAUUUGAAAAAAAUACGUACAACUUUUAGUUUUUACGAUCAAAUAAUUGAGAAAACACUUUAUGAACGAAAAAUAAUCAUAAUAGAAUGGAUAAUUGAGUCCAACAAGUUGAAAGAUAGACUCUAAGUUGUUGAAGAAAAAUCCAAAUAGGAGCAAUAUGUAUUGACAUUGUAGGAAAUUGAGAUAUAAUGGGUUAAAAAAGGGUACGGGCAGGUCGAAAGUAGACACCCAUGCCCCGACCGACGCUACUGCAGGUCAGGUCGGGUAAUACUCGCGGGGCGGGUUCAAAUUGCCAUCACUAGUUGAAUGAUGCAAUGGGUUGCUGUCUACUGAGCGUGUAUAAAAAAAGUUACUGGGCCAUUCUUCUGGUCGUUUGGAUCGGGUAAUGUGAUUUUUUACUGGCAAUGUGAUAUUUGACUCUAAAUAACAAGAAAUUUUACAAUGUUUUAAAGCAUUUGUGAUUUAGUUUUUGUUUUUAUGUUACAACUUGACCUUGUACUUUUAACGUUAUGGUACAAAUUCAGGUUGUAUAUAUACUGUUUUUUAUAAAUUCCUUUAUGGUACAAACUAAAGUUGUACAUGUAUGUUAUUGUACAAUUUGAAGUUGUACCAUAACAUAAAUGUUCAAAUUUCAUUAUGGUACAACUUCAAUAUGUACAUUUAACAUUUUGAUACAACUUCAAGUUGUACUUUAUGCACCAAUGCUUUAGAGCAUAAUAGAAGUGCUCCUAAUUAACUACUUUGGAGAAAAAAGAUGAAACAUUUUGCAAAUGUUAUUAUUUAAAUAACACAAACAUGUUAUUUGACAAAUAUUAAAACGAGGUUUGAUAUUUCCAAAUUAGGGUUUCAAAUGAGUCAAGCUACUCAUGAGCGGUUCGACGUUCGGCUCAGACAAAACAUGUUCUUCACUCGGCUCGUUACUAACAAGCCAAGUUUGAGCUAACCCUUGUUCGACUUGCAAGGCUCGUGACCCAGCUCGAUUCGGUGACUUGUUGAGCUCAACUCCUGAGCUAGCUUUAUUUUGAGCUAUAAAUUGACUCGACAAUAUGGCCAGUGAUGGCAAUUUCAACCCGCCCCGCGGGUAUUACCCGACCUGACCCGCAAUGGGGAGGGUAUUACCCGACCCGCAAUAGCGUGGGGCGGGACAUGGGUAUCUACUUCCGACCCGCCCUGCCCCGCCUCGCCCCAUUCUAAACUCAUUUUAUCUCAAUUUCUUACAAUUUCUAUACAUAUUUCUCCUAUUUUGACUUUUCUUCAACAAGUUAGAGUCGCUCUUUCAACUUGUUAGACUCAAUUACCCAUUCUAUUAUCACUAUUUUUCAUUCUUAAAGUGUUUUUCCCUUUGUUUUAUCGUAAAAAGUAAAAUUUAUUUGUAUUUUUUUCGAAUAACAUGUAAGAGUGGGUCGACCCGCCCCGCCCCAUAGUAGCAUGGGGCGGGGCAUGGGAAUUGAGGUACCCACCCCGCCCCAUUGCCAUCACUAAAUAUGGCUAGCGAGCCACCUCAACUAGAAACUUAUGAGCGAAUAGGUCAAUAGCUUAUCAUUGGAUUGUUGAUGAUUCAUAGGUUUGUGAGAUAGCAUAUCUCACCACAUAUUGUGUUUAAGAAUUCGAGCACAUUAUCAAAUAUGUCUCAUGUAUAAUUUAAAAAAGAAAUUAUAAAUCAUAGAUUUUUCAUACUAAUUACUAUUAAAUAACAUGAUAUGAAAAAUUAAAAUUAUGAACUAUAUUACAUGAAUCCUUAGGUUGAGCCAAUCUCAAGCUAAUUGAUAAAUCGAGCUCAAGCAGAACCCAACCCAGAUAAAAACUCGACUAGUCC